AACAGGUUUGUUGACCUUUUGUUACCAACGUGUUGCAGGAUGGACGGUGACAUUGGUAACUUUUUACCAAAAUAGCUUGUAUUGAAAAUGUUUUUCUAUUAUUUUUUUAUAUAAAAGACUUGUCCGCCCAUAGCGAUACCAGUCUGUAGUCUCUUAGCAAUCUGGUAGCUAGUUAGGUGGCUUAGAACCACACUCAGGCACAGUCAGCGCUAAGGUUAUCAAAAAUGGCCAGUGGACAUUGCAGGUCUUUGCUGACCUCUUCAAUAUUUAGGAGUUUUACCGCAAGAUAUAUUAAUUCCAGGAAAAUUUGGGAAUGUAAUUGGGCAGCCAGAACUCUGGCGAUGGUAAAAGACUCAAGUGGACGUCCACAGUUCUAUCACCACUGGACAGCUGCACAUCUUCGCCACCUUCGGAUUUUUUCUCUCAGAAAUGUAUUGUCUCUGCAAAAACUGUCUACCGAGACAGGAGUUCCUUUCAAUGAAGGCGACUAUCCACCUUUACCUGAAUAUAAUUCAAACCCAGAACCUGACAGAAAGGAGGUGUUCAUCGUCCGCCUUAAAGGACUUCCGUGGUCAUGUACAGCUGAAGAUCUCUUGAAAUUUUUCUCAGAGUGCCAAAUUCGUGAUGGGGUGAACGGAAUACAUCUGACUGUAAACAAGCAGGGGAAACAGAACGGACAAGCUUUCAUUGAGUUGGAACAGGAAGUGGACGUCCUCAAAGCUUUGGAGAAACACAGACAGUACAUGGGAUCCCGAUAUGUGGAAGUCUAUGAAGUGACAAACAGAGAAGCUGAGGAAAUCCUGACGCAACCAGACCAUCCCCCGGCCCAGGAUGGAGUGGUCAAGCUCCGGGGCCUUCCUUACAACUGUACGGAGGAGGACGUUGCUCGGUUCUUUUCAGGUCUGGAGAUAGUUCCGGGCGGGGUGACGCUGGUCACGAGCAACAGGGGGAGAAACACGGGGCACGGCUAUGUGCAGUUUGCCUCGCAGGAAAUGGCGGAUCAGGCUUUGGAGAAGCACAAAGAGGCCAUGGGCAACAGGUACAUUGAGGUGUUUCCCAGCCAGAAAAGUGAAAUCCAGUCCCAGAGGAGAAAGAGGGAGGAGGUGUCUCCAUCUUUACCUCCUGCUGAGCCACACCCUCAACCUGAAAGCAAAACUACUGAUUCAGUACCCAUAUCAAACGCAGUCCCCAGAAUGGCUGUACACUACGUACACAUGAGAGGCUUGCCAUUUCAAGCGACUGGACGAGACAUUGUAAAUUUCUUCUCACCGGUGAGACUGAAGAAGAUUCUCAUCGAGUACGGCCCAGAUGGGAGAGCCAGCGGAGAGGCCGACGUGUUCUUCGCCAGCCACGAAGACGCACUGUCGGCCAUGUCUAAAGACAAGGCCUACAUGCAAGAACGAUACAUUGAGUUGUUCCUGAAUUCUCCGGGACAAUAAGAUCUG
Messenger RNA from Anguilla rostrata (American eel), 1445 nucleotides. It is a transcript of the gene grsf1, whose product is annotated as G-rich RNA sequence binding factor 1. The coding region runs from base 225 to 1439 and encodes 404 amino acids. Lineage: Eukaryota; Metazoa; Chordata; Actinopteri; Anguilliformes; Anguillidae. The transcript has 9 exons. Gene Ontology annotation, cellular component: ribonucleoprotein complex. The record is from RefSeq and is a predicted model, not a curated record. Gene Ontology annotation, molecular function: RNA binding.